AUGUCCGAAUUCACAAUCCCCUCCCGCGGGAUCGUCUCCUACUCCCAACACGACUGGCAACUCACCGACCUCCUCACCCGCGCCCCCUUCCCCGACGAAUUUCUCGUCGAAAUGAUCGCAACGGGAAUCUGCCACACCGACAUUGCAGGUUUUGGAGGGAUUUAUCCUCGUGUAUAUGGUCACGAAGGUGAGCCGCAUCAAGCCCGCUCGUCCUCUCCAUCCAAGUUCAGCGUCGGAGAUCUGGUCAUCCUCUCCGCAGCCGCCUGUCACGGCCAUCCCGCCUACUGCGUCCAGCACUCCGCUCUCACCUCCCAAGCCAACACGCCUACUUUCGUGCUCGCGUCAAACAAGUCGAAAGUCAUCGGCGGGGGGUUCUUCGGACAAUUGAGCUUCGCGUCCCCGGCACCGGUGAAGGUGAGCUGUGCGGUCAACGUGACGAAAAUGGUCCGAGAUGCGGCGGAAUUGAGACUCUACGCUCCGCUGGGGUGUAGCAUCAUGACGGGUGCGGGAACGGUGACGCAUGUCGGGCGAGGUGAGGCGGGAGAUGUCGUCGCCGUGGUGGGGUUGGGAGGGGUCGGAUUAGCGGCUAUCGCGGCGGCGAAGCACAGAGGGGUGGGGACGAUUAUUGCGUGUGAUGUCGUGGCGAGUCGGAUUGAGUUGGCGAAAGGGUUUGGGUCGACGGCGGGGUUGGAUACUUCUCAGGAAGGACUGGGUGGCAAGUCGUUGAGUGAGGCAUUGAAAGGCGUGACUCAAGAUGGGUUGGGGUGUACGCAUAUUCUUGACACGACGCCGAGUGUUGUUGUGCUGGAGCAGUGUUUGGAAGCGGUGAGGAACAAUGGGACGGUGUUUCAAGUGGGUGUGAAGCCCGUGGGUGCGAAGCUGGAAUUGGAUUUGUUGCCGCAUAUGGUCCAUGGAAGGAAGUUGGUGGGUGUGAUUGAGGGCGAUCGAGAUCCAAUAGAGGCGUUGCCGGAGCUGUUGCAGUGGUGUAAAGAUGGCACGCUGCCAGUGGAGAAGAUGGUGACGGAGUUUAAAGUUGAGGAGUUCGAGAAGGCGAGGAAGGUGAUGGAGGAUGGGAGUGUUGUGAAGAGCGUUUUGGUGUGGUAA
This is a messenger RNA of Zymoseptoria tritici IPO323, 1104 nucleotides long. RefSeq lists its product as uncharacterized. Lineage: Eukaryota; Fungi; Ascomycota; Dothideomycetes; Mycosphaerellales; Mycosphaerellaceae. Bases 1 to 1104 code for a protein of 367 amino acids. The record is from RefSeq and is a predicted model, not a curated record. The transcript is spliced from 2 exons.